Cuscuta epithymum is the source of this 2583-nucleotide messenger RNA. The record is from the annotation of a GenBank genome assembly. Lineage: Eukaryota; Viridiplantae; Streptophyta; Magnoliopsida; Solanales; Convolvulaceae.
UUUUAUAGUUAUUUGAAGUUUAAAACUAAGAGCACAAGUUAGAUACGCCAAAGAAGUGGUAUAUGUGAUUAUGUCGGCCUUAAUACUUGACUAUGAAAAAUCACACUAAGACAAGUUAGUGCAGGACUGGAAUACGCAAAAUCAUCAUCUCAACAAAUUUGAAGUUAUAAGGAUUGUCAUCUUUCCAGACUCCAGUCAUCCCAUGCCCUGGUUUUCCAUCCAACAGCAUCUUCGUCUUUUUCUUCGCCUUCACCUACAGGCUGAAUCUGCUUCUUCCAUGAGCUUCACAAUUCACAUUCUUUUCUUGCCACUUGUUCAUGAUCUCCAUCUCCUUUAGCCCGGCUUCAAAGUGGAGCCUAAGCCGAACCUAUAUAGACAAAUGGGUUUUGAAAGCCCAAGUCUAAUUUGUCAUUAAAUCGCGAAUUUCACUUAGCCAUUCUCAGAGUUGAAUAGCCAUGGAAUCACCAAGCGCAAGGGCGUGUGAUUUAGGCGACCGGAUGAACAAAAGAUCAAAGACUGGAGAAUCCGCUUUUCGUAAGAACAAGCUGGUCGUCCUUAGCUUCUUGGCUUGUCCUGUGAUUCCCGAAGAUUAUAUGCAUGCGUCUAUUUUUGACCUAGAAGAUCGUCCAGAUUCGGAUGAUUCAAACGGUAAUCCUCCUCCUCUUCUCCCUUUCAUUCGGAUCGACGGUAGCUAUGGUAUGGACCAGGGGUGGGGGUUCUGCGUUUUAGAUUCGAUCCUCUAUAUAAGUGGAGAAAAGAAGUCCGUAUAUAAAGUAGAUCUAUCAAAACUGUCUACCUGCACGAGUGAUAAUUACAAGGCAGAGAAGAUACAAGCGGAAAUGCUAAGCUUGAAAAAUAGCCCUGAGUCUAUGGCAAUCUCAAUGCCUGGCGGCACUGAAAGAGUUCUUGUCCUUUCAACCCGAAACCUCUGUAAAAACUCUUCUUUGAGAACUACUAUAGAUUUUGAAAUUUAUGAUCCAAAGACUGGAAUUUGGGAAAUGCUCCCAGGAAGCGACAAGUGGGAGGAUGAUCAUGUUGCUGUUUGGUUUGAUAUCCCAUCAUUCACUGUUCCGAACAACAACAAGUCUCUCUUGCUGAUCCAAACGGACUCGGAUGUCCCUUCAAUCUUUGCCCUUAAUUUCCUAUCCCCCCAUGAAGGCUGGCGAAAACUGGAAACCUACUCAGGUGUUAAAAGGAUUCCGGUUACUGAAUGGCCACACUGUUUCUUCGUGGAGGAUGAAAUAUGUUUGACUGAUUAUGGUGCAUAUGAUAUUCGUGACCCUAGGAGAUUUUUCUCUUUUCCAAAACCAGAACGGCUGGAAUAUCCAAGUUCAUGGUCUUAUUUUACACCACACUCAACUCAGGCAACCCUACUUGGCUAUGAUUCCGAUACAGGAGAUUGUGAGUUCUGUGUUGUUGAGCUGGGGCUAAGUUUCUAUGACCGUUCAGCUUGGCUACAACAAUGUGUUUACAAGUUUAAUCUGAAGGAGUACAGAUCAGAGAAGGAGAAGGAGAAGGUGGGAGGAGAAGCUGCUAAGCUCCAUAUUCGCAUUCACAAGUACCUUUUUUUUCAACCAGUCUCUGAGCCGAGCAGCUGUUUCAAUGCAUUAUAUUUGAGUUCCUUUUAGCUCGGGUUGUUUCAUGCCUUUGGUGUAAUUCCCUGGCCUUUCAUCUGGUUGAAUAACACUCCCAGUUAUCUAGCAGUUUGGUUACUUUAAAAUUUACUAGUCAUGGCCAUUGGUAGCAGGCAAUUGUUUUUUGUUCAUCAGUGUUGUCCUUGGUACAAAACUUUUUUCCCUACUUUCUCCUGAGCUAACUUAUAAUUCAAGAUUUUUUUGUUUUGAUGUCUUUUUUUAUUUAGUUAUCCAAGUAGUUGUAUGUUAGCCGAUAUUAUCACAUUCACACGUGUACAUAUUAGUUCAUGUAUAUAUAUCCCUUGUACGUAGCUCCACUAUAGACGUACAUAUCUUGUUUAUACUACCUCCGUCCCCUAAGUUUGGGACAAAGGGGUGUGUUGUGGUUUUUAAGAAAAAGUAGAAUUGUGUGGUUGAUAUUGAAUUAAUAUAUUGUGAAUAAAGUAAGAAUGAAUUCUAGCCACUCAAACAUUACCCAAUAUGGUAUGGGACAAAUUUAAUGGGACAGACGAAAAAGGUAAAACGGGACAAACUUAGAGGGACGGAGGGAGUAGUUAGCAAUUUAUUAGGCUUACUAUUAGUUCAUGCAACAAACUAUGUAUCUAGACUAGUUCUUUGUAAAUACUCUAUUGGAUAGAGUUUGUACGCAGCCUAUUAAUAGGCAGUUCAGUCGAAUAAGAUCAAUGCACGGUGAAUUUUACUCUAACUUUGUAUAUUGUCUUUUUCUUUUGGAAAAGGGGUUAAAAUACACCCUCCUACUAUGUCAAAAACAUCACUUCACCCCUUGUACCAGUGUUCUAAAACACCUCAAAAGGCGCCGUGUAGGCGGGAGUAAGCGUGAGGCGGCUGUUCAACGCCUCGCAUACCUAGUAUGCGUGGAAAAAGGCGCGCGACUUUAGCAGCAGUACAAUUUGGGCCAUCACAAGACUUUUGAUUGUCAUAAAGCCGG